Molecule: messenger RNA, 2419 nt
Organism: Cyclopterus lumpus (lumpfish)
Lineage: Eukaryota; Metazoa; Chordata; Actinopteri; Perciformes; Cyclopteridae
Gene: baiap2l1a
Product: BAR/IMD domain containing adaptor protein 2 like 1a
Exons: 14
Coding region: 216-1661 (481 amino acids)
Biological process (GO): plasma membrane organization; positive regulation of actin filament polymerization; actin crosslink formation
Cellular component (GO): nucleoplasm; cytosol
Molecular function (GO): protein binding
Source: RefSeq, a predicted model, not a curated record
UCUGUCCGUGUCUCAGUCAGUGCGUCAGUCAGUGUGUCCUCCACCGGCCGCCGAGCGUCUCUCUGUCCACACGCGUGCAGCGAGGCUGCAGACAGGCAGCGGGACCAGCUGUGGGAUUGAUUAUUCUGAGAGAACACCUGGAUUACCAAACACCAUCUGUAUUUGUCUUAUUUCUAUACUUUUUCCGACUUUCUGGGCUUUAGAAACAAGCUGCCAUGAUGUCUCGGGCUCCAGAUGAUGUGAGCAAGCUGACUGAAAGUACAUACAAGAAUGUGAUGGAGCAGUUCAACCCGGGCCUGAGGAAUCUGGUCAACCUCGGGAAGAACUAUGAGAAAUCUGUCACAGCGAUGACUCUAGCUGGGAAGGCCUAUUUUGAUGCAGUCUCAAAGGUCGGAGAGACUGCUAUCGUGUCUCCAGUCUCCAGAGAGCUUGGUGUGGUUCUGAUGGAGAUCUCAGAGGCCCACAGGAAGGUCUACAAUGAACUGGAAGAGAACUUCAAGACGUUCCACAGGGAGAUUAUUAUUGAGCUGGAGAAGAAGACAGACAUGGAUGUGAAAUACAUGAAUGCCACUUUCAAGCGCUACCAGUCGGAGCACAAGCUGAAGCAGGACUCCCUGGACCGCUCUCAGACAGACCUGAAGAAGCUCAGGAGGAAAAGCCAGGGAAAGCACUCAUCCAAGUAUGAGAUCAGAGAGAACGAGUAUGUGGAGACCAUUUCAUCGCGCCAGAUGGACAUGCAGAAGUUUAUCGCUCAUGGCUGCAGAGAGGCCUUACUAGAAGAAAAGAGACGCUUCUGCUUCCUGGUGGACAAACAUUGCAUGUUCUCCUAUCAAAUUAGCAACUUCCAUGAGAAAGCCAAAGAGAUGCUGGCUGUGCAGCUCCCCAGCUGGCAGGAAAAGUGCAGUGACAUCAUCGAUGUGCCGGACACGGUGACCACCAUGAUAGAGGAGUUGUCCCCGACUCCACCGCAAAUGCCUCUGUUUGAACAUUACAACAGCAACAACGUGGAGUCAGGGGUGCCUCCUCCAGCACCGCAACUGAAGGCCCAGAUCAGUCCGCUAGCCAACAUGUUCAACCCAGAGCCCAGGAUUCCUUUCAGCCCCCCGUCAGACCACAACUCAGACCAGGGCAGUCUUGGAGAGGUCAGCCUGUCCCGGUCUACAUCCCAGUCGUCCGGUCUCAAUGUGGGCAGGAAGCCCAGAGUUAGGACCAUCUUUCCCCACAAGGCAGGCAACAACCACACACUCCUCAGCUUCGACGAAGGCGACACCAUCACCCUGCUCAUCCAAGAGGAGAAGGACGGAUGGUUGUACGGAGAGCUGGAGAAGACACAGCAACGGGGCUGGUUUCCCUCAUCUUACUGCAGACCUCAUACCGAACCUGUGAUAUCCAACAGCAGCAAUCUUAGCACGCCGGUGCGGAGUCCGAGUGUGGCCAGUCUUCAGGAGCAGGAUGAGGAGGAGUCUGUGUUGCUGCCGCCAGCAGACUACAGCGACAGCACCCUUUCUAGCCCAGCGGCCCCUUCAAUGCCCUCGCCACAGAAUAAGGUUUCUUUAGUCAAUGGGAACGCACCGGCUUCCUUUCUAGGAGGAGGGAAUCCAUUUGCCACAAUCAAGCUAAGACCGACAGUCACCAAUGACAGAUCAGCACCAAACGUCUAACACAUAAGAUGAGGAUGUUCACCGCUGUCAUGCCUUCAGGGGGAAUCAUUGCGACAUUGGACCCCCUGCGACACACUUAAUAUUACCCCAACCCGUCAUCUCACCAGCCUGCAUGCUUGUCUCUCUCAGUCUGCUCUAUUAAAGGAAUCCAUUGUUUCUUGGCACACGUGUGUUUGACUGUGCCAGCGUGUGUUUUACAUGAGACACGACAGGGAAAUAUUGCAAUCAACACAUGAAGAAGCCGGAAUUCAAAUAUUUUUGUAACGCAAAUAUUUUGCUUUCAACUAAGAAUUCACCCCAAAAAGAAAAUGUUCACUAAGUAAGCAAUCAAGAUCCUGCACAGGAAUGGCAGGAUCCACCACACAUGAUAACAACCUACUGCAGUGUAUAGAUCGGUAAUUACUGAAUGUAAAUACUUUGAAUUGGACCAAGAUAAAGCUAUUGGGGCUCAUUGUGCAUCUGAUGGUCCCACAAAUACCAAUGGAGUUUCUACUGACAUGCUAACAAGGAGAUGAAACCUGAAAAGAGAUGCUUAGACAGCGUCAUAAGGGCUGCAGUCAAAGCAGUGUUUUCAUAGAGAAUGAAGAGAUCCAGAUGGACUUGAUGCUGACAAGAAAGACCAGCAUCCAGGCGGUCUGCCUGACAUGCCAAAAAUAUAGUGUCAUUUCUGUUUUUGUUAUAAUUAUUUGUGUCUUUCUUUUCUUAAGAGGCAUUAUGAUAUACAAAGGUUGUGAGAAGGAAGGGAGAGUGACCGUGUU